GCCCCGGGCCCCGCGGGGAACGUCGGAGGCGGCGGCGGCGGCGGCGGAGGCGGCGGGCACGUCGACGUCAGACCUUCAAGUACUGUUUGUGCCAAAUCAUUACUGCUUGCCACAUGAGUCUAAAUCAUGAUGGAUGCCAAGUAUGUCCUCUGCAGAUGGAAAAAGCGAUUAUGGCCUGCAAAGGUUUUGGCCAGGACCGAGAGAUCAACAAAAAAUAAGAGAAAAAAGGAAUUUUUUCUAGAUGUUCAAAUACUCUCUCUAGAUGAAAAAAUGAAGGUGAAGAGCACAGGAGUUGAGAUCCUAAAGAAGUCUCGAAUUGAGGACAUUGCUUCAUUGUUAGCCUCCCAGAAUGAGGCCCUGGCCACACCCCUCCAGGAGCUCACCUACCGAAGGUCGCUUCGAGUGGCCCUGGAUGUUUUGAACGAGGGAGCCAGUUCAAGUCAAGAAAGCCCUUCAAGGGAAGAAAGGGAGGCUCUGUCUCCAAGCAGGAAGCCCACGGACUCGGCCUCCUCGCUCUGUGGCUCCGACUCGGCCACUUUCCACCAUGGAGACACGUCGGGCAGUCCCCGAGCUGGGAGGAGGGGGCGGGCCCAGCACAGCCGGUUAAGUUCACCCACUCCUGGAAAGGACCUCAAAUGCCCGGUGGAAUCUGAGCAGGGGCCGGGGUGCGGUAGAAACCCAGAAGCCCCGCCGGCCCCUCCAGCUGCACCUGGCUGUCGGGACGGAAGCAGGUCACAAACACACCGAAAAGCUUGGACUUGCCCAAGGAAGAGGGAGAGAAAUAGUGCCCAGACGUCCAGCUUGCACCAGGACGUACCUUCUUCUGUCUCAGGGCGCGAGGAGGAGAAAGAGAGCGAGGAGAAGGCGGGCAGCCCCCCAGACCUGGCCUCACCCUCCAAUGUCAGGGAGGAUGAGGAAUGCGCCAGGGCUGACGGGGGCAGCCUGGUGUCGCCAGCUGGGCCCCUCCCUGCACUCCCAGCCUCAAGAAAGAUGGCAGGUGAUGCCUGCCAGGAGACGGGGCCCCCCUGCCUGGGAUACCCAGCCCGCCCGGACACCGGGGAACUCCCCGCGAAGAGGCGGCGCCUGGGGGGCCGCCAGAGGCCGUGUGUUGGGGAACCAGGGAUGGGGCCCGCAGGGCCAGUGCUGCACCCCAGGCAGGGGCCCGUGGAGCAAGCUCCCGCCACCCACACGCUCAGCCCUCACUUCCCGGACCCUGAGGAGGCUGAGGAGGAAGGCCGCCAGGCUUCAGAGGGCUCGGUGGAGUUGGGUUCCCUUCAUUCCAUCCUGGAUGAGGACGAGGACGAAGAGCCCCCCAGAAUCCUUCUCUAUCACGAACCACGUUCCUUUGAAGUAGGAAUGCUAGUCUGGCUUAAAUACCAAAAAUAUCCCUUCUGGCCAGCAGUGGUCAAAAGCCUCAGGCGCCGAGAUAAGAAGGCGAGUGUGCUUUUUAUCGAAGGAAACAUGAACCCAAAAGGGAGAGGCAUCACGGUGUCCCUGCGAAGGCUGAAGCACUUUGACUGCAAAGAGAAACAGACCCUGCUGGAUAAAGCCAAGCAGGACUUCGAGCAGGACGUCGGCUGGUGCGUGUCCCUCAUCACUGACUAUAGAGUCCGCCUAGGAUGCGGCUCUUUCUCUGGCUCCUUCCUGGAGUACUACGCCGCUGCUAUAAGCUACCCCGUGAGGAAAUCCAUCCAGCAGGACGUCCUGGGGGCCAGGUUCCCCCAGCUGAGCGGGGGGGACCCUGAGGAGCCAGAGGCAGAGAGCCCCCUGGGCCGGAGCCAUCGCUGCCGGAAGGUCCUCCCGGACCGGUCGCGGGCAGCACGGGACCGAGCCAACCAGAAGCUGGUGGAGUACAUUGUGAAGGCCAAGGGUGCUGAGAGCCACCUGCGUGCCAUCCUGAAGAGCAGGAAGCCGUCCCGGUGGCUGAAGACGUUCCUGAACUCAGGCCAGUACGUGACGUGCGUAGAGACGUACCUGGAAGACGAGGAGCAGCUGGACCUGGUGGUGAAGUACCUGCAGGGCGUUUACCAGGAGACGGGCAGCACCGUGCUGACGCGUGUCAACGGUGACCGUAUCCGCUUCAUCCUGGAUGUGCUGCUUCCUGAGGGAGAAGGAGAUAUUUGACAACCAGGUCCUGGAAGAACGGAGUCGUCGGCACCGGUAACGGAGCUGCUGCCCCGCCAUUCCUGGCACCCCCAGGGCGUUUUGUUAGCAAGAAGCCCUGUCUGUGUGGACUCUCAACUGCUCUCUGUUGGACAUGAAUACGUUCUGGACCGUGGGAGACACGGGAAGGUGUGUGGCUCCUUCUUGAUUGUGUCUGUGGGUUCCUGGUGUCACAAUGUCCUGUCUCUACAGGUCGGCAAAGCCAGUGUUGUGAGCACGCUCAACACCAGUUUUCUUCUGCCUGGUUUUAGAAGGAACAGUUCCUGGAGUGUGUUUAAAAGGAUGUGAUAGCAUUUUGUGUAUUCGCGAGUUAACAGAGGGUGCACGUUGACCAUUUUUAUGUUAAAAAGCAGAGCACCUGUCCAUAAGAGCCGGUGUAAUCUCUAUGCCAUCAGAUAUUAAACAGCAGGAGUUGGAAGUGUCUGCUAUAUAUAUGUAGCUUGAGAAGCACCAGUUUAUUUUUCCACUUUGUUCCCCUUUGUGUGUGGUUUUCCCUUCAGGUAGUUCUGGAAUUUUCUCUCCCACUCCUAUAUAUAUUUUUGAGGGAAAAAAAAAUCUUUGUAAGAGGUGGAACCAAAGACAAGUUGCUGUUGUGCUUUUGUGUUUGCUGUGGCCACUCGUCCAGGAGAACAAACUGAAAAACAAAUCUCUUCCUGGUGGCCUUUCCCUGUAGUCCCCACGUAAGCGAGCGGGUCUCUGUGCCGGCCAUGCCGAGGGAGCCCCAGCACACUCCUCUCACUUGACUCCGUAUCCAUGUGAAUUCCCCUUAGGACUGUGUCUGUCCUCGGCAGCUGAGCGGCAUCAGCACACCGUCCGGGUCAUCUUGCUAGAUAGCUGUAAUGGCGUCCUGAGGUGGCCACCACCCCUCUUAACGGUGGCCACAGUUAUUGUGUGGGCAGUCUGGCCCCUUGGCCUAGGGCUGUGGGGUCACACGCCGCGGGAGGAGCAAGCACCGUGUCCUGGGCUUGACACCUUCGGGAACAAGGCCCUUUGUUUGGAGCCAGGCUCGCAUGCCCUCCCCAAAUACAAGCAACAGGCCUCCGUGCCCUGGCCAGAAGGCCUCCGUGCCCCAGGUGCCCAAGUUUAGGUACAUGCCACCACCAGUUGCUCUGUGAGGGCCCACAACUCGGUUUACCUCAGCCAGCCUUCAGACAUGGUUCUAGACAUGCCGUUACCGGUCAAGGUGACAAACCAAGGAAUCACCUGUUCUAAGCCGGUGCAAGGCUUCGCAUGGAAGUCGUCGUUGGCGAAGUUAGUUUUCUGACCUGACGUGAGCAUGAAGGUGAGCACCUCUCACCAGCCGGCCAGCUGCACCUCCCCUCUUGCAGUUUUCAGUUUUCCCUCCCCUGCUGUGAGGUGCCUGUCAGCCGAUGGGUCUGUGCGAGGAAGGUGCCUCUGCGUUUCUUCCUCACUCGGCAGCAGCAUCUGCAGUGGGAAGCCAGGAGGAAACGCUAGUUGGAGCGGGGGCCUCGCUGUCCUAAGGCGUUGCUGUCUGAGGAGGAUAUUGGCAAGGAUGACCACGGGUCCAUCAGAGAAUGAGGCGCCCUCUAGGUUUCCAGGGAGCGGCUGGGAGCGCACCCGCUGCUUGCCAACAUCAGCGCACCCAGAAUGGUCACAUCUGAGGAAACGCAGAUCCAGGGCUGGCCUGGCAUUCUGCCCACCUUUGCCCGUGGUCCCACUCAGAUCAUCCGAUGGUGUCAGGAGGAGUGAGUGUGCAGGCUUCCCCGUCGAGCUUCUCCCCCAUUGCCAGGUUUCCUGUCAUGUCUGAGGCCGCCACACGAACCACAGAGGAGCCCAGGCAGGCUGGACCCAGGGGCAAUAAGGCUCGCAGGUAACGCAUGAGUCUGAAGCUGUGAUGGGUGGCCCUUAUUGGCACCUGGCCCAGCACAGGUGACUCUCCUGGGACAGAGGAAGAGACCCCUUCACCCACCGCCGGAAGAGGAUGAGGACACAAACGUGCUUCCUCGUGGAGAAAUUCCAGACCGCUCAGCUCACAACCGGCCACGUUUUGGCAGGAAGCUGGCUUUCCCCAACUGAAUUGGUUAAUAAGAGUAGCUGGCACGUACCGUAUAUGCGACGUGCUCGUGGUGGGAAAUGUCUUGGUGGGUUUGUGGAAGCUGAGCGGCCAGUGCGCGGCUGAUGCCAUUCCUGUGACGUAUUUUUAUAUCUUCAUCUUUCUGCUUAUCCUUAGCGUGUUCUUGCAGUUUGAUUGUUGGAUUUAAUUCUUGAAACUGGAAUUAAAUGCCUUUUUAGAGCUCUGGCCUGUCUUUUUUAGCCCCCAAACGCGUUCUGCCUCAGCAACGGGGAUGUCCGUGAUAAUGCCGUUUCUCAGCAUGAAUUUAGGAACUCAGACUGACCUUCUGGUCCCUGGGGUGCUGGCGGGCGGCGGGGAGCACUGAUCCCGCGGCAGUUCCACAGGCACCUGGGAAACAUUUCCUUAUUUCAUAGGUUGGAUUCAGGGAGGCUGUUUAAGCAGCCUGAGUAGAGCAGACAUAUGUCAGGUAAAAAAAAUUAUCAAAGUGACACACACAGCAUUAAUCAAACGUGCUAAAAGGCCUCCAUGUACAGGCCCCUACCCCACCUCCCAGUCCUGGGCCGGAAAAGGUACUUUCAGCUCUUUCCGUUUUAUGUUUUUUGUGAGGUCUGGGGUGUUUAAGCCUACCCUUAGGCCGUUGGAGUUGGCACUGGGGGGGUCUCCCUCAGUCGUGGGGGUGCUGUCUGUUUAUGCUUCGAAUUGCAGGUAGGACUGUCGAUUGGGAAGUCAGAUCAGUUGACCUGAUUAGCAUGUGAAAUAAGGAAUGUUCUGGAAAGGCCCGAGAAGAAACUGGCCGAGUACUGGUCCUUUCAGGUGGUCAAGGCCUGCCCAGGGUAGCUGGUGUCACUUGGCUGCUUCUGUAGGAAAAAGCGCCAAGAAGACAGACUUGACUCAGCAUGCUGCAGGGGGUGCUGUCCACAGGCCACCCGCCCACUGGCUUGGGCCCUCCUGCUGGGACAGGCCUCUACCCCCACAAGAACCACCCUUCCCCCAUCUGCCUCGAGACUCCCCACCCUUCAUAGCAACCAGCACGCACAUCUCCAUAGCGACCGUUUCACUCCACCCACCUCACCUGACAACUGGAUCCCCCACACCUGGGUCUCCCACCCCAACACUGCUGACAUGAGGGCCAGGUCCUUCCCUGGGGCAGGGCUGUCUUGUGCACUGUAGGGUGUUGAGUGUUGAGCAGCAUGCCUGGCCUCCACCCACUCGAUGCCAGUAAUACUCCCCGAGCUGUGACAACCACAAAUGUCCCCAGACAUCACCCAGUGUCCCCUGGGGGCAGAAUCACCCUGGGUGAGAACCCCUGGGUUAGGGGAUCCCGUUGACCCCAAGAGACUGCAUCCCAUAAUCACCUGACCUGACGUCCUAGGAUGCUGCACACAUCUGAAUCCACACACUGAGUGGGGAGGAGAAAGGGCGUGAAGGUCCUUCUCUCUCCUGCUUCUGUAUCUUGGUUCCUCCAGGAUCUUUGUGUGGUGUAACACCUUUCUUCCCCAUCUCUGCUUGUUCCCUUGCCUAUGUAAUCUCUUACAUCUCAAGAGAGAUUGAGUCAAAACGCACCCUAUGCGAAUACUGCCUUAUUAGCAUGACAAAGACAUCCCAAAUGGGAUUAUAACUACAGGUAUAGAGGUUAGGAUUUACAACACAUUUUUGGGGGACACCGUUCAAUCCAUAACAGUCACACAGUGAAGUCCUGGUUGAAUGUCAGAGAAGACGAUACGGGGCGUAAGUAGCAGGAGGUGAGUGUCAUCAGGGGCCAUCUUGGAUGCUGGCUUCCACACUAACGAAAAACAAAAACAAAAAAACCCAAACCCAUUGCCGUCAAGUCAAUUGCAACUCAUAGUGACCCUAUAGUACACAGUAGUACUACCCCCAUAGUUUCCAAGGAGUGCCUGGUGGAUUUGAACUGCUGACCUUCUGGUGAGCAGCCGUAGCACCUAACCGCUAUGCCGCCAGGGUUCCCAACACUGCCCCAAGGCC
Molecule: messenger RNA, 6181 nt
Organism: Loxodonta africana (African savanna elephant)
Lineage: Eukaryota; Metazoa; Chordata; Mammalia; Proboscidea; Elephantidae
Gene: PWWP3A
Product: PWWP domain containing 3A, DNA repair factor
Exons: 13
Coding region: 127-2124 (665 amino acids)
Biological process (GO): DNA repair; chromatin organization
Cellular component (GO): cytosol; nucleus
Molecular function (GO): nucleosome binding
Source: RefSeq, a predicted model, not a curated record